CGACAAGUUUGAACAUAACACAACACGUAACCAUUAGCCCGGCGCGGCAUCAUGUAGCCCGCCGCUAGAAGAACUAUUAAAUAGACCAAUACCCGCUAAUAAAGAUAGGAUCGACUACGCAUUAGAUGAUUCAGACCCGCCUGGCAAGAAAGAUACCAUGGGAGCGACAGUGGAAGAACGAAGAAAGCCAAGAAAAUAUGAUACCCUACUUCUCGGAGCCUAUGGAUACACGGGGUCACUGACGGCGGAAUAUAUUGUCCAACACUUUCCGACCGGUCUGAAAUGGGCCAUUGCUGGUAGAUCCAGAUCUAAGUUGGAAACUCUUGCCAAGAGGCUGAGGGACUUGGAGCCGGAGCGCUUGCAACCUGAAAUCGAGGUGAUUUCUCUGGAUGAUCGUAGUCAAGUCGAUUCAAUUAUCAAAGAUACCAAGGUCUGCAUUAGUGUCGUGUUGUACUGGCAAGUCGGAGAAGUGGUAGUAAAGUCUUGUAUUGCGAAUGGCACGGAUUAUAUUGAUGUGGCAGGAGACAUACCACUCCUCCAAACAUUCAUCGAGAAGUAUCAUGAGGCAGCUGUAAACGCUGGAGUUGCUCUUAUCCACGUCUGUGGAGCGUUUACUGCACCGCAAGACCUUCUCGCAUGGGCGACAGCGCGGGAAUUAGCCCAGAAGACAUCAAGAACAACGAAGGAAGUGAUUUUAUCUAACACAAGUCUUGCUCUCUCCCCUAGUGGGGGAACCGUUGCGACAAUGAUGGCUGGAAGUAGCUUCGACCCCCAGGCUGUUCAAGAGUCAAAACAACCCUGGGCAUUAUCCCCAAUCAAGGGAACGCAACUUUCAACUCCAACAAACGCCCUAGGCAUACGCCGUGACCCCGUCCUUGGUCUGUUGGCCGCAUCAUCAAUUAGCGCCAUCCAAAACCAGGCAUUGGUGCAUAGGACCUGGGGUCUGCUGCAAGGUACCAGCCAGGACUAUGGUCCAAAUUUCCAGUAUAACGAGUACAAUAAAGUCUCGUCUACCAUCGCGGGGCUAUUAAGCAUGCUAGAAACCGCGCUUCUAAGCGCUUUUCUUGAAGUUGGCCCGCUCCGGCGUAUCGCGAAGUUAUUCCUCCCAGCUCCCGGCGAUGGACCCGACAUCGAGAAGACGCGACAUGACCGGGUGAAGUUCGAAGCCGUAGCUAUUGCCGAUACGUAUGGCGACGAUAACGAACCUCCUCGCGCGUAUGGAAGUUUUUCGUAUCCCUCUGGUGCAUAUUUCGUCACUGCGCUUUUCUUGGCCGAGGGAGCUGCGUCGUUGCUUUAUCAUAGACGCUUGGAGAACGAUGUCGCGGGCGGUUGUCUUACCCCGGCGUUUCUAGGCGAUGAUCUUCUGGAUAGGAUUCGGGCGGCGGGUGCGACUUUUCAAGUCAAUUUAGUCUGAAAAUUGUAGUCGU
Molecule: messenger RNA, 1427 nt
Organism: Hypoxylon trugodes
Lineage: Eukaryota; Fungi; Ascomycota; Sordariomycetes; Xylariales; Hypoxylaceae
Product: Saccharopine dehydrogenase-domain-containing protein
Exons: 5
Coding region: 158-1414 (418 amino acids)
Biological process (GO): glycolipid biosynthetic process
Cellular component (GO): lipid droplet; mitochondrion; plasma membrane
Source: RefSeq, a predicted model, not a curated record